CGCGUUGCUGGUGUUGGGUGAGGUGCGAAGGAGAGACGCCCUGGCGUGCAUGAGGCUGCGGGUUGGCUAGUUUAUAUGGGGUGUUAUGUUGCGCCAGGCCGUUGCGUAAAUGAAUUAAUCUUAAUUUAAAAACCUUGUGAAGCCAUGGACAUGCAUCUUGACGCCAGGAUAGUAAGCUGUCAACGCCUUUUGCACAGUCGCCGGUUUACUUGCAGUUGGCUGGAUUGGUCGACGGUUGGCGUUUGUGUUGAAAAAAUACUCCGUCUCGUACUUGGUCUUUCAACCAACCAAACGUGAUAGCCUGUGAACAGAAAGAAGAUGGUUAGAAGUGAGGAGGUCCCUUGCAUGGCUGGUUACUAUCGAAUUACGUCUGCUCUCCAAUCUCGCUCUCUGGUAUGUGUUGAUAGCUCAUAACCAUAUAAUUGCGUACUUGUUCCUUCGUAUUUCGUCUGUCCCAGGCCGGUCACUGUCCAUUCUCUAUCCGUGCAUGUGCCCUCUUGAUCUGCGACUCGAUCAAAUGUAAUAAAGAGCAAGCUUGUGUUUCUCCUUGGCUGAUAUUUCCCAAUGAAGCGUCAACUCUGGCAUACGGACUGGCUAAAACCAGCACCUAGAUGAUUGUUGACAUAGACUGGGUCGGAGUAAGCCUGGCCAGCGUUGCCCUGGCUAUUAUAUCCUAUGCCACUGCGUAAGUUUGUAUUCUUUGGUGCCAAAAACUAUAGUAUCUCCUUCUGAUAAGCCACGCGGAGUUGUCACAGGCAGUAUAUUGCGAUCCCUCACUCCUUGUACCAUCCUGAGUACUGUUCACCUUCUUCGUGAAAUGGGUAGGUGUCGAGGAACGUUUUAGCGGCUCGCACUUAUCAACAUCGCGGUGACUCCGACAGUAUAUCAGGCACAAGCAAAUUGCAUCAUAACAGCCACCCCAUCCUUAGUUCUGCUGCGCCCAUAAUCAUGGCCGUAACUAAACCCAGCUGGACCUACGGUGCCAGUGCGUUCCUUGAUGACUUCCUCAAUCCUGUCAGAGCUGAUGAGAUAUUCACCGCAUCGACACUGUUGACCACCUCCGUGUUCCUGCCCAAGACCCAGUGGUUGGCAGGCCGGGUUUACAACACCGUCUCUGAGACAGGGAAAAAUUUUGUCCCGGCACUCACUGCGCUCAUUGCAAGCAAAGUGACCCAGGAUUCUCGCGUGAGAGACAAACUCAGCCUUGAUGCUUUGUUGGUAGGGUAUCAGGCAGCCUUUUGGUUUGCGUGGCAAUCAUUACGAUGAGCCUGGACAUUAGCACAUGAGAGCUGAGAAGGAUCAGAAAGUUGGGCAAGAGAAUAGAGUAAGACCGGGAUAUUAGUAUUGACAGAGGUAGAUCUCGUAGAAUAUAGUGUUGUUGGAUGUCUGAAUGUACGGGAAAUCUGCCCCCAGCUCAUAAGCUGAUAUUUCUUUCGACACGUAGCCAGGCCAAUCGAACUGUCACCCAAAAAACCUAUGCAGACUCCUCUAGAAGAAAUCGGAUCCUGCUAACAAUUAAAAUACACAAGUUUCGCAUCGUAUAACGACCAAUGGAGCAUAAUGACGAUUGCACAGGUAGUUGAAUAGAAAGAUCAACGUCUCUUUUCAAUUCACUUCGUCUUUUUCGUUGUUUUUGUUGACGAAAUAAAAUAGAAAGAGUCGUGCUUAUGUAAUCUCUGCCUCCCCCUUUUUCUUUUUUUUAUCUUU
Messenger RNA from Trichophyton rubrum CBS 118892, 1707 nucleotides. RefSeq lists its product as uncharacterized. The transcript has a single exon. Lineage: Eukaryota; Fungi; Ascomycota; Eurotiomycetes; Onygenales; Arthrodermataceae. Bases 949 to 1266 code for a protein of 105 amino acids. The record is from RefSeq and is a predicted model, not a curated record.